AUGCCUAGAAAGAAGAGGAAAUAUGUUCCCAAGGUGAAGGGUUGUUAUGAAUGUUCUCAACGCCGCAUCGACUGCGAUGGGACGAAACCCAGUUGCACGAAGUGCACCACACGUGGUAUUUCGUGUAGCGGUUUUGGUCCCACGUAUAAGUUUCUUGACGGCUUUUCUUCAAGGCGCAAGUCGUCCUCGGCGGGGAACAGAAGUACUCAGUUAAAGGACGCCCUGGCGCAAUCAUCAGCGAAUCCGCCAUUUCCAUUGCGACACAACCGGAAACAACAGGCUGCUAUAGAACAAAGAGAAUCCUACGAUGACUGGGAUGAGAUUUAUUGGGCCAUCUCAGCUUCAGAACUCGAUGGCAGCCAACAACAACUACCUUUACCCGAUGCAAUCGACGUCUCCUGGUUAGCAAUUCCUCCAAACGAGGAUAGCGUCGAUAGCGGAGGUAUUGAAAUUCAAAAUGAGAAAUUCGAUGAAGAGGCUGAGGAAGAGAUAUUCUCUCCUUCAAUGAUGGAAGUCCUAGAUUCCGAAGUGUCACGGAGGUCCCUUACACCAGUAGAUUUGAGUAUACUUGAGCCAUGGAAAGAGUUUCUGCUCACACACUUCUCAGAAGCUAUCGCGCCAGAAAUGGUAGUGGUCGACGAUUGUUUUAAUGGCUGGAGACAUAUUAUCCUGCCUAUGGCUUGGUCUAGCGAGAUGAUCAUGGACUCCGUGUUAGCCGUUUCUGCGUUCCAUAUUGCCGGAAGAGUUGCUGUUCAGCCGGUGGUCGAUCCGGGCCGUCUCUAUGCUCGCGCAAUCAAUCAGUUGCUGAAACGGAAAGACCUGGUGAAUGGGGAUGAAGAAGCGAAACUGCUAGUUGUUCUAGCCAUUGUAGUUCUCCUCGUUUCGGUCAUGGUCAACGGAUUGCCAGAUUUCCCUAUCGUCUUCCAGAUGUUGGAAUCAGCACUCAACGCAAUGGGCGGAGAAAAUGUACUCGUUGGUGGAGGAGAGAUGGGUAGUUUUCUACUCAGGCAAAUUCACAAGAUGCGAGUAUAUGCGGCACCGCUUCUUAGCCUCGAUGCCGGGGUAAACGCCAUCAUGUACCAUGCACAAGAGAGCUUCGACUGCUUGUACUACUACCACAACCUGUAUCCUGACUACUGCUCCACAUUCGACCUUAUUGCAGAUCUUCGGCAGCAAGCAUUCAAAAUUUACUUGCACCGGGUCUUGGCGGACGGGAGCGGAGACCACUCAUCAGAAGAAUUAAUACAGACUUACCAGAAAAGCCUGGAUUCAUUUACAGAAGGAUCCUUUGGCGAACAUGUCCUCGUUUGGCCUACAUUUAUUGUUGCGCUAGAGUGCCACAAUCGUGAGCAGCAAUCAUUCUUUGAACGAUUUCUGCUCCGGAAUUACCAUCGCAACAAAUUUAUGAAUAUCUUGAGGGCGUUGGACUUGCUAAGAAAAGUCUGGAAUAUGAAUGAAAACGAGAAAAAUUGGCCAGCGUUGAUUCCUGGAAUGCGGGUGUUCAUCAUGUAG
Colletotrichum truncatum is the source of this 1512-nucleotide messenger RNA. RefSeq lists its product as uncharacterized. Gene Ontology annotation, molecular function: transcription cis-regulatory region binding; zinc ion binding; DNA-binding transcription factor activity, RNA polymerase II-specific. Gene Ontology annotation, biological process: positive regulation of transcription by RNA polymerase II. Gene Ontology annotation, cellular component: nucleus. The record is from RefSeq and is a predicted model, not a curated record. NCBI's taxonomy places the organism in Eukaryota, Fungi, Ascomycota, Sordariomycetes, Glomerellales, Glomerellaceae.